Coccomyxa subellipsoidea C-169 is the source of this 594-nucleotide messenger RNA. RefSeq lists its product as hypothetical. NCBI's taxonomy places the organism in Eukaryota, Viridiplantae, Chlorophyta, Trebouxiophyceae, Coccomyxaceae. The transcript is spliced from 3 exons. The annotation marks the transcript as partial. The record is from RefSeq and is a predicted model, not a curated record.
GCGGUGUUUCUUGCAGAUUUCCUGACGGGGGUCUAUCACUGGAGCGUGGACAACUACGGCAGCGGUGAGACGCCGAUAGUGGGGUCUCAGAUUGCGGCCUUCCAGGGGCACCAUCAGAAGCCCUGGACCAUCACAGAGCGCGAGUUCUGCAACAAUGUGCACAAGGUGUUCAUGCCGGCGCUGCCCUUCGCAGCGCUGUGCCUGCUGGCUUCACCCUGGCUGCCGGCGCCGGUGGAGGUGUUCCUGUCUACAGCCACGUUCCUGACCUGCAUGAGCCAGCAGUUCCACGCCUGGUCCCACAUGAAGAAGUCCGAGCUGCACCCCGUCGUCGACGCCCUGCAGGGAGCGGGGUUAUUGGUCUCACGGAGGGCGCACGGAGCGCACCACAGGGCGCCCUUUGAGGGCAACUACUGCAUAGUCAGCGGCUUCUGGAACCCCAUCCUAGACGCCGGCGGCUCCCCCGAUGGCUUCUUCCGCCGCCUAGAGCGCAUCGUGGCCGACCGCACCGGCGUCGAGCCGCGAUGCUGGCACGAGCCGGACUACUCCUGGCAGGAGGCCCCCGAUGCACCCCUCCAAGGGAAGACCUCAGUCUGA